Molecule: messenger RNA, 4381 nt
Organism: Colossoma macropomum (tambaqui)
Lineage: Eukaryota; Metazoa; Chordata; Actinopteri; Characiformes; Serrasalmidae
Product: cystathionine beta-synthase-like
Exons: 15
Coding region: 138-1892 (584 amino acids)
Cellular component (GO): cytoplasm
Molecular function (GO): cysteine synthase activity; cystathionine beta-synthase activity
Source: RefSeq, a predicted model, not a curated record
GUUGGCUGCCCGUUUGGCUCUUUAACGCAUGUGAGCAGCUGGCAAAGCUGUCUUCUGUCUGUGUUAAGCAUUUAGUAGGGUCAUUGCCAAAGCUGGACCUCGCUUCGUUUCUCUAGACACUUUUAUUCAGCUGAGCCAUGUCUUCGGGGCCUUCUAAUUCAGACACUGCCACUCUGGCUCCUGUUGGCCCCCAUGCUGCCAAGAAGAUGGCACUCCUGAACGGGGAAGACCUUGAGGUAGCAGCCGGGUGCUCUGCUGAUACGAAGGGAGAAAACAGUCACCGUGUCGAAAAUGAUUCAGGUCAAGUGAACAAGAAACUGGAGGAUGGAAAGCAGGAGGGCAUCAUGGACAUGAAGUGGAUUCGUCCAGAUCUGGCCAGCAGAUGCACUUGGAGGCUCGGUGAGCCAAGCAAGGAUUCCCCACAUAUACAUUCUCAGCGGACGAAAGUCACCAAGAUUAUGCCCAGCAUCCUGGGAGGAAUUGGAAACACCCCAAUGGUCCGAGUCAACAAGAUCCCAAAAACCUUUGGGCUGAAGUGUGAGAUCUUGGCUAAGUGUGAGUUCUUCAACACUGGAGGCAGUGUGAAGGAUCGUGCCAGUCUGCGUAUGGUGGAAGAUGCAGAGAAAGCUGGAAUCCUUAAGCCUGGAGACACCAUCAUCGAGCCCAGCUCUGGAAACACAGGUAUUGGUCUGGCUCUGGCUGCAACAGUAAAAGGGUACCGCUGCAUCAUUGUCAUGCCUGAGAAGAUGAGUAUGGAUAAGGUGGACGUCCUGCGUGCUCUUGGUGCUGAGAUUGUUCGGUCUCCAACUUCGGCUCACUUCGACUCCCCUGAAUCUCAUGUGGGCGUGGCCUGGCGUCUGAAGAAAGAAAUCCCCAACUCUCACUUUCUGGAUCAGUACCGCAAUCCCGGCAACCCCCUGGUCCACUACGACACCACCGCCGAGGAGAUUCUGGAGCAGUGUGAUGGUAAAAUAGACAUGCUAGUAGCUGGAGUUGGCACAGGUGGUACCAUCACUGGCGUUGCCCGUAAGCUGAAGGAAAAAUGCCCCAACAUCAAGAUUGUUGGUGUGGACCCUGAGGGUUCAAUCCUGGCAGAGCCAGAGGAGCUCAAUAAGACGGAUAAGACCCACUAUGAGGUGGAGGGCAUUGGAUCUGAUGUCAUCCCUAUCAUACUGGACCGAUCUGUGGUGGACAGCUGGUACAAGACCAACGAUGAUGAGUCCUUUGCCAUGGCACGUAUGCUGAUCCGCGACGAAGGCUUACUGUGCGGUGGCAGUUCGGGCUCAGCCAUGGCAGCAGCGAUGAAGGUGGCUAAGGAGCUGAAAGAGGGCCAGCGCUGCGUGGUCAUUCUGCCAGACUCCAUCCGCAACUACAUGUCCAAAUUUCUUAACGACAAGUGGAUGUGUGAGAAAGGCUUUAUCAGAGAGGAAGACCUGAUGGUGAAUAAACCAUGGUGGUGGAAUCUGACUAUUCAGGAGUUGAGUCUGUCUGCUCCUCUGACCGUUCUGCCCUCGGUCAACAUUAAAAACACCAUUCAGAUCCUGAAGCAGAAGGGUUUUGACCAGGCUCCAGUAGUUGAUGAGGCUGGGGUGAUUCUGGGUAUGGUCACACUGGGCAACAUGCUCUCGUCUGUGCUCGCUGGUAAGGUCAAUCCUGAAGAUCCCGUCAUCAAAGUGCUCUACAAGCAGUUCAAACAGAUUCAUCUCACAGAUAAACUGGGCAAACUCUCCCAGAUCCUGGAGACAGACCAUUUCGCCCUGGUGGUGCACGAUCAAAUCCAGUACAUGACCGAUGGGUCAUCCACUUUGAAGCAAAUGGUGUUUGGCAUCAUCACAGCCAUCGACCUGCUGAACUACGUGACCACUCGUGAGAGAAAAGAGCAAACGGUGUAACUGCUUUGUGACCAACACAUACAGAACACAACCACAUCUAAGAAGAUGAUACAUAUCAAAGAGAUUAUGAAAGGCUAUUUUUAGUUACAUAAAUUGUUUAUUUCUAUCUUUUUACAUUUUAAAGCUUAAUAAUUAUACUGUUAAUCAGUGUUCUUUAUUUAGACAGUAUUACUAUUAUUUAAGUUUACUCAGUCAGUUACAUUUUAGGGUGGUCUUGUUUGCAGUGAAGUAAAGCUGUGCAGGUUUGUCAUUACCAGAUUUUAUGAGAUAUAUAUUUAAAAUGAUGCAAGGCAUUUGUCCUGGGUUAAUUAUAACUUACAGUGGUGCUUGAAAGUUUGUGAAGCCUUUAAAAUUUUCAAUAUUUCUGCAUAAAAUUUGACCUAAAACUUCAUCAGAUUUGCACAUAAGUCCUAAUAGUAGAAAAAGGUAACAAAAUUAAAUGAACAAGACAAAAAUAUUAGCGUUGGUCAUUCAUUUAUUGAGGACAAUGCUCCAACAUUACAUAUCUGUGAGUGGAAAAAGUAUGUGAACCUUUAUGAUUAGCAGAUAACUUUUAAGGUGAAAUUACAGUCUGGUUGUUUUCGGUGAAUGGGAUGGCAAUCGGAUGUGAGUGAAUUUAAAGAACAGAGAUCUAUCACAGUCUGACCUUCACAGGACAUGUUUGUGAAAGUGUAUCAUGGUAUGAACAAAGGAGAUUUCUGAGGAGCUCAGAAGAAGAGUUGUUGAUGCUCAUCAGACUGAAAAAAGUUACAAAACCAUCUCUAAAGAGUUUGAACUCCAUCAAUCCACAGUCAGACAGAUUAUGUACAAAUGGAAGAAAUUCAAGACCCUGUUACGCUCUGCAGGAGUGGUCAACCAACAAAGAUCACACCAAGAGCAAGACAUGUAAUAGUCUGCUGGGUCACAAAGGAACCCAGGGUAAAUUCAAAGCAACUAAAGGCCUGUUUCACAGUGGCUAAUGUUACUGUUCAUGAGUCCAUCAUCAGGAGGACACCGAACAACAAUGGCAGGGUUGCAAAGAGAAAGCCACUUCUAUCCAAAAAGAACAUUGCUGCCUGUUUGCAGUUUGCAAAAGAUCACAUGGACAAGCCAGAAGGCUAUUAGAACAAUGUUUUGUGGACAGAUGAGACCAAAAUAGAUCCUGGUUUAAAUAAGAAGCGUUAUGUUUGGAGAAAGGAAAACAUUCCAGCAUAAAAACUUUGCCCUAUCUGUGAAACAAGGUGGUGGUAGUAUCAUGGUUUGGUCCUGUUUUGCUGCGUCUGGGCCGGGACGGCUUGCCAUCAUCAAUAGAACAAUAAACUCUGAAUUAUACCAACAAAUUCUAAAGGAAAAUUUCAAGACAUCUGUCUGUGAGCUGAAACUGAAGAGAACUUGGGUCAUGCAGCAAGACAAAGACCCUAAGCACACAAGUCGUUCUACCACAGAAUUGUUAAAGAAGAAUAAAGUUAAUGUUUUGGAAUGACCAAGUCAAAGUCCUGACCUUAAUCCUAUAGAAAUGUUGUAGAAGGACCUGAAGCAGCAGUUUGUGGGAGGAAACCCACCAACAUAACAGAGUUAAAGCUGUUUUGUACGGAGGAAUGGACUAAAGUUCCACCAAGCUGAUGUGCAGGACUAAUCAAUGGUUACCGGAAACGUUUAGUUGCAGUUAUUGCUGCACAGUUGAGGGGGUCACACCAGACACUGAAAGCAAAGGUUCUUACUUUUGCCAGUCACAGAUCUGUAAUAUUGGAUCAUUUUCCUCAAGAAAUAAAAGACCAAGUCUAAUAUUUUUGUCUCAUUUGUUUUAUUUGGUUCUCUUUAUCUACUUUCAGGACUUCUGAUGAAGUUCUAGCUCAAAUUUAUGCACAUAUAUAGAAAAUUUUGAAGGGUGUAGGAACUUUCAAGCACCACUGUAUAUUCUUCAGUUUUAAUGCUGCUGUUUUCCAUCUUCUGCUUUUAGGAAUGACCGUCCUCUAGUAGCACUAAUUUUAGGCGUUAUGCUGCCACCUCUUGACAAAGAAAGGUCAUUGCAGAAUAAUCUGCUUUCUACAAUCAUGCUUAGAUUUGAGCCUGUUGAUCUUGGCAGGUUGUUACAAAUAAGACUGAAGGUCAGAAAGUGUCGAGGUGAAGCACAGGUGUGUUUAGCAAAGUAAACAGCUCUCAGUCAGACAGACUAAUAGUAUUAACUAUUUUUUGGCAGUCAAGGCUGGUGUGCUGGUGGAUGAUUGUAAAUAAUUGCUUGUGCACGUCGAUCCUGUCUACAGCGACCUUGAUUGUUUUGAUGUUUAUCCUGUUCUUCUGAUUGUUUUUUGCUUUUUUAAUUAAAUCUGAAUGUAAGAUUGAAAGUAGUUAAGGCGCAGAAUGUUGGAGCAACAGAAUGUUGUCUCACUUCCAGAAAGGGUCUUUACUUUAGUCUUGUUUACUUUAUUUAAUUAGGUAUUUUCUGUUUUUGAUAUGUUGAAUGCUUAAUAAAUGUGCUCUAGUUUUCAAUAAAAUCUUUUCCCCCUGCA